GCACGUUGUACCGUCUCAGCUCAUCUCUAUCUCUCACACACACCCCAGUCUCUGAGCCCCGGGCAUCUCUCUCUGACCAUGGACGUGUCAGUGCUGGGCAGUGGGAGCGGCUGUUCAGAGGAUUGUGGGGUAGGGUCUGGCUGUCUGGAGGACUGUGGGAACCAGAGUGACCGGACUGACUGGGAACCGGACUUCAGUGGGGCUGAGCUGGUGUGUGUGACGGCCGUGUGUGUGCUGCUGCUGGCCCUGGGCAUCACAGGAAAUAUGUUAACCAUCCUGGUAGUUUGGCUCCGGCCACACCUGAGAAGCACCACCUACCUCUACCUGAGUAGUAUGGCGAUCUCCGACCUCCUCAUACUGCUACUGAUGCCUUUAGAUCUAUACUACAAGGUAAGGGGGGGGGGGGGUCUCUCUCUAGCUAUGGAGGUUCCCAACCUGUGUUUUAGGUAGCUGAUACUGUGUGUGUGUGAUUUCUGUUUCUCUCUUGCUAACUGUGGAGGUUCCGGCCCUGGGUGUUGGAUGAUAUAAUGUGUUUGUGUGUGUAACCUCUCUCUGUGUCCGUCCCUCUAGCUGUGGAGGUUCCGGCCCUGGGAUCUGGGCGAUACAGUGUGUAAGCUGAGUGUGUUCGUCAGUGAGAGUUGUACCUAUUCCUCCAUCCUCCACAUCACCGCCCUUUCUCUGGAGCGCUACCUCGCCGUCUGUCGACCACUCACAGCCAAGACCCUGGUCACACGGACCCGCGUCCGCACUCUCAUUGGCUGCCUGUGGGUUGUGGCUGUGAUCAGCGCCGGGCCGGUGUUUGCUAUGGUGGGGGUAGAGGAGCUGGGGGGAGGAGAGGGGGAGAGCGAGUGUCGCUGUACGGACUACGCCGUCUCCUCAGGCCUGCUGGGGGCCAUGAUGUGGCUCUCCAACCUCUACUUCCUGGUGCCAUUGGGCAUUCUGGGAGUAGUGUACAGUCUGAUCGGCAGGAAGCUGUGGCUCCGCCCACAACGCAGCAGCCGAGACCGCGCCCAGCGACACACCAUCAAGAUGCUAGGUGAGGCUGUGUGUGGGAGCGAGAGAGUCAGUCUCUGUAUUUUAAAGUAACUUUGAGUUGAUUUAGUCAUGGUAUUUGGAGCUACGAAGGGGCCUCCCAGCUCCAACUACUGGUUUAGCCCUCAGCAAUACUAACGCUAAGCAGCUAUUGUGAACCAACUAUAUCACACAUACAGUACUUAAUAUUAGCUCUAAUUUCAACUCUCUCUCUGUCACUCCAUCUCAUAUUCUCCUCUCUCUCUAGGUAUGAUCGUGCUGGCGUUUGUUCUGUGUUGGCUGCCGUUCCACGUUGGUCGGACGUUGUUCUCUGUGACUCUGGGCUCCAGCGCUGACAUGUACUACGUCUCUCAGUACUUUAACCUGGUCUCCUUUGUAUUGUUCUACCUCAGUGCUGCUGUGAACCCUAUCCUCUACAACACCAUGUCGGCACGCUACCGCCACGCUGUCCGCAGCCUGCUGCGCUCACACACACACUCACACACACACCGCUCCCGCCACACCUCACUCACGCCACAACACUCUACCACCACCCUGUAA
Messenger RNA from Coregonus sp. 'balchen', 1572 nucleotides. NCBI's taxonomy places the organism in Eukaryota, Metazoa, Chordata, Actinopteri, Salmoniformes, Salmonidae. The record is from the annotation of a GenBank genome assembly.